AUGCACUGGCCUGCUACCGACUAUCUCCCUCCCGACUGGCGUGGUCCGUUCGUCUCGGGCCAUGCUUUGCGCGCAGUGGCACCGGUGACGCCUACAAAAGGUCUGGAGACUGGGUCUGAGGCGGAGGAUUUCGACGUUGGCCACCCGACUGCGGUCUCUGACGUCCGUCUCCCGGCCACGACAGUUGGAGACUCGCUGCAAUCGACCCCGCUUGUCGAUGAUGGGGUGCGUGCGAAGGAGGAGAAGGAGUUCGCGCGCGUCAAAGAGCAGCCGCCGGAUGUUGGAUUGUUAUUUGUAAAGCGCGAAGCCUACGCUGCCGUGAAGAACAAGAUCAGCGCUCAGGUUAGACACGACUACCGUACGCCUAUCACUCGUCAUGAAGACGACCCGGCGCAAAUGGCGAGUGCAGCGUGGUUACUUCUCAUUUAUCCUCCCGUUUGAACGAGUG
Schizophyllum commune H4-8 is the source of this 448-nucleotide messenger RNA. RefSeq lists its product as uncharacterized. The record is from RefSeq and is a predicted model, not a curated record. NCBI's taxonomy places the organism in Eukaryota, Fungi, Basidiomycota, Agaricomycetes, Agaricales, Schizophyllaceae. The coding region runs from base 1 to 441 and encodes 146 amino acids. The transcript has 2 exons.